This is a messenger RNA of Heterotrigona itama, 8974 nucleotides long. The record is from the annotation of a GenBank genome assembly. NCBI's taxonomy places the organism in Eukaryota, Metazoa, Arthropoda, Insecta, Hymenoptera, Apidae.
AUGUUAAGUGUGUAUAGAGCUCUUAUUCCUCAGCCGUGUGCAACGUUACCAUGCUUACGAAUGGACGUAAAGGUACAUUUUCUACUCUUUCUACUUGUUUCAAUUAAUUAAUUAGCGAACCUCGCCGAUCUCUGAACAAAUGCUACAAAAAUUACCGAUUUCAAUGUAUUCUUUUCUUUCAGCGUUUCAUCGAACUGAAUUUUAACACGAUGAAUAUCGCCAGUCAGUUUGCUAACACGACUAUUCUCCGUGUCGAGUAACCGUCGUAGUACAACGAUUUGUAGAUGCAAGUGUUCGAUCCGCUGGUUCAAAUCGUCGAUCGUGCCACGAAGAUAUUGAACAUCACUGCGCCUACAUCUCCAGGCAUUCAACAUAAGCACGUGACACACUAAAUACGCAGCUUUCUUUGGAUUUUGAAAGAACUGAGAACACGCUUGCUCGGAUUCCGAUGUGGCGAACCCGUCCAUCCACUUCCUGAUACCGACGCUGAUCCCCAUUUCGUUGCCAAUGGUCUCCUUGAUUUUAUCAUUUUCUUCGAAUUUCUCCGCGGUUGAACUACUGUCUGAUCUGAAUCGCAAAAUGAUGCAUCACUUAAUUGCGUUUAAACUGUUAUAAAUAUUCUACAGUAUAAACUGUACCUAAGAUCGCCGUUUUCAGCAUCCAUUAUCAAAGGUGAAAAAUCAAUCAUGGAUAAACUCUUUUUGCAACGUGAUGUAUCGAUAACAUGAUAGAUCGAGCAUGUUGAAUUGUCCGGACAGCUUUUCGUCGUGUUGAUUGUGGCUUUAUGAUUAACUGUUGCAAGACUGGCUAAUCUGAAAGAGGUCCUGGGAGGACGAUAAUAUCGAUUGGGUCUCUGACAUCUUACAGGAAGUUGCGAGUACGUUAGAAACUUAUGUUGCAUGCAUCUCGUCAGCUGUUUCUUAGCGAAACAUUGAUUCGACCCUUCCCUCGAGCUUGUUGAAACACUCAGGGAAGACGAGCUUUUCGGAGUGAUCGCAAUUUCUGGCAUUACUUUUGCAAUUCACGAGUAAACUCUUUACAAAACUAUUAAUGUUGUUUAUUCGUGUCAUGGAGACGAAACGAGUGAGUAAAGUAACAGAAAAGCAUCGUCACUCUUGAUAACAAUGCGUAUACAAUAACAGUGAUAAAUUUUUAACAGAAUGAAAAUUUUAUUUUCUAAAGUUUUGUAUUUUUUAAAAUUGUAUUUUCUAAAAUUUUUCCCAAAAUGAUAUGCUUUUCCCUUCAAUUUUGUAUAAUAUCUUUUUUAAUCUGCAAUUUUGAAUACGUUUUUCCUAUUUUUGUAUUAUUUCGACUACGUAAUAUAAUAUAUAUAUAUAUAUGUAGAUUACGUCGAGUUAUGCUUUGAACGCACUACUUCGUAGAAUUACAUAAAUCGAAUAUAUCUAUGAUAAGGAACGACUAAAAAACUUAUGUAACAUAGAUCUGAUCUACAACAUAAUUGCAAACAACGAACGAUUUUGUUUGCGUCGAAAACUGAUUUAGUAAGCUUAAAUUAACAUAGUAUUAUGACUUAAUAAAUAAUUUAUGAAAAUAUUCCUAAUAAGUGAUAAUUAGAACCGAGGAAAAAAUUUUAAAGUAUAAACAACAAUGUAAAUUAACUGGAUAAUAUAAAUAAUAGAUAAUAAUACUUGAUAAUAAUUAUUAAAUAUUUUACAAUAAUGUAAAUAACUAUUGUUUUAUAUAAUGUCGAAUAAAUUCCUGAUUAUCUAACAUCAUACAGCGUCACAUAAUAAAAGAGAAUUGACGUGUUUGCAUGAGUCAUCGGCCAUUAAGCACUUAGGUAGAUAGAACCUACGUACGCCCCUGAAUUUUAAUUUACUAAUCUACUUGAUAAAUUUGCUGAAUCUUAAAUUUAUUUUAAUAUAUUAGUAAUUAGUAUAUUCACGUUAGAAAACGCUAAAUUUAAUGCUGCAGUUCAACACUUAGUGAAUAUUUUCAAUUUAAAAACCUAAUGCACGAAAACCCGUAAGAAAAGCAAUAUGGAAAAACAUCAGCAGAAUAAAAUGUUGAUAUGCAAAACAUAUCUGUGAAACGUAUUAUAUACAUGCGUUCACUUGUCUCGAGUGUUAGCCGCGAGUUGUGAGUAUAGAAACAUCGGAGUAUGCGAACUUGCGCGAUCGACGAAACGUAUUGCUCAGCUCCUACCAAAGCAACGAGCAUGCCAGUACCGAUACAAAGUCCGUGCGAAAUGUUGUGCCGCGUUAAGUCUUGUUUCUAGUUACGGCCGUGCACGCUUUCAUGUCGCGUGCAAAUGGUGUACGCAGCAGUACUUCACGAGACAAAAAAAACUUCAGUCGCAGAUCUAAACAUUGAUUCAUCUUUUCUUUUUUUUUUUUGUUUCGAAAUUAUUCGGCCCGGUGUGCAGUCAGUUCACGUUUUGUUCAAGAAUCCUUAGAGACAAAAUUUUUCUUGACAAGAGAAUUUAUCUGAGAUAGUAUGCGUGCUUUUCAUAGUUGAACGUGCUUUACUAUGUUGAUCAAGCUGCAGGCAAGUCUUUCCCGUCACAUUGUCCUACGAUAGUUUAAUUAUAGCUGCACGGCUUGUGCGAACCUAGGCUUUCCCAAAAUAAUGAUUGGAUCAGCGUAGCAUCCCUCCUUGCCCUCCACUCUCUAUGUUCUGUUCCCUUAGGACUUGGGACACUUGUGUGCAGUUCUUCUGGAAUUGAAGUCAUCCAAACUACUGAUCCUGGGUUCGUGGAGUAUAGUGAAAAGGAGGAUCAAUUGCAAGUGGAAAUGAACACUGGGAGGAUAUUGCCAUAUGUUGAAAUAAUAGAACAGCCAGCAAGUAAAGCUUUACGCUUUCGCUAUGAAUGUGAAGGUAGAUCAGCUGGUAGUAUACCUGGUAUAAAUAGUACACCAGAAAACAAAACAUUUCCUAGUAUAAGAAUAGUUGGAUAUAAAGGUCGAGCUGUAGUUGUAGUAUCAUGUGUAACAAAAGAUCGACCACAUAGACCUCACCCUCAUAAUCUUGUUGGGAAAGAAUCAUGUAAACGUGGUGUUUGUACAGUAGAAGUUUCACCAGAAAAUAUGACAGUCACAUUUGCAAAUCUUGGUAUUCAAUGUGUCAAGAAAAAGGACAUAGAAGAAGCACUUAAAAUAAGAGAAGAAAUUCGCGUAGAUCCUUUUCGAACUGGUUUCGAACACAAAAAACAACCUACUAGCAUUGAUUUAAAUGCAGUAAGAUUGUGCUUUCAAGUUUUUUUGGAAGGAACACAAAAAGGAAAAUUUAAUGUGCCACUGUCACCGAUUGUAUCUGACCCUAUAUUUGAUAAAAAGGCAAUGUCAGAUCUUGUGAUAUGCAAGCUCAGUCACUGUAGUGCAUCAGUCGCUGGUGGUAUGGAAAUGAUCUUGUUAUGCGAGAAAGUUGCGAAAGAAGAUAUACAAGUUAGAUUUUUUGAAGAGAAGGAUGGACAAGUGGUUUGGGAAGGAAUUGGUGAUUUUCAACCUGCUCAUGUACAUAAACAAACAGCAAUUGCAUUCAGAACACCCACAUAUCGUAUACAGCAAGUGGAGCAGCCAGUGCAAGUAUAUAUUCAACUUAAAAGACCAUCGGAUGGUGCGACAAGCGAGCCAUUACCUUUUCAAAUGUUACCCCUUGGUGCAGAUGGUAUGGCGUUAAAUCAACCGAUUGAAUACAAUUUUAACAUUAUCAAAUCAGAACCGAAGGAAAAUAUAUCUCCUUAUGGAAACCCAGUCGGAAGUGGAAGAUCGUUUCCGUUGUAUUCGAUGGGAACCACUUCUCCACAACCGCAAUCUAGUAUGCAAACGUUGAGGCCACAAGUAUCGCCAGGUCGUAUAUCACCAAUAGAGUAUAGUCCAUAUAACCCAGCACUUAUUCAAUCACAAUCAUCACCGCAAUAUCAAUCAACAAACAAUCAUAUCGUACAACGAUCAACCGAAACGUAUGCGCAACAACAAUUUCCAUAUAUACAUAACAUGUUACAAAUACAGCCGCAAGAACAAUUAGUAUUAAACAGAGUGACACCAAACUAUCACGAAGAAUUUCAAUCCUUGGACAAUACUGGUACAGGUGAAGUGAAAGGAGCAAAUGUUACAAGCGUUUUAGAUAUGGACAGUCAACAGUACAGCUUCGAUUCAAGUCUUAUUCAACUUGAUUCAGCAGAACUCGCCGCUUUUGGUACUGCUCUCUCUGAAAAUCUAUCGAGUGGAUUAUUUAUUUCAGAUUCUCCUAAGUCAGAAACAAGCAAAGCAGCAAACGCAGAACCAACUAACAUGGAAGAAAAUAGUAACAUGACCGACAGUUUUACAAGAAUUACUAAUAACACUAUUCAGGAAUUAUGCACUUUGAAUAAUAUGUAUAAACCAACGCGGGAAGUUGACGACUAAAGAAGUCGUACAUUUUAUUGAUCUUGAUAACAUUGUAAAAAAUAUGUUAUAUAAACAUUAUUUUUUAAACGAAAAUUUCUUUACAUGAAUAUAUCAUGUAAUGAAUAUUUAAUUAAUUGUGAUUAUAUCGCAGUACAUUACUGUGCAAUCUUGUAGAAUAUUUGUUUAAUCGAUAAUCAGUUUUAAACACUUGAUAUUUUUAUAUGAUUUUUAAAUAUCACUGUUUUCAAUAUCACAAACGAGAAAUAUUUAUCUACUAAGUGAUAUACAAAAUGCUAUAACUGUGAUCGACGUGUAUUGAAAUUUACACAUUUUAACGUGCAUGCAAAGUGUCUUGAUAUGAAUUAUUAUUAUAUAAAAUAAAACUCGGUGAAGAAAAUACAAUGUAUAUUAUAAGACAAUCUGCAUGCAAUAUUCGUACAAAUUGCUUAGCUAAAAUAAAUAUCCACAAAUAUUAAUUUCUAUUACAUAUCUUGUACGCUUAUACAAAUGUUUGAUUUUUAUUUUUUACACAUUUAUGUUUACUACAAAUUUGUUUGUAAAUAUAUGUAUUAGAAGUAAUAUCUGAGCACAAUGUUCGGCUCCUAAUAAUAUGCACCAGAUUAAAAAAUUUUCAAUAAUACAUGUUCCGUCCAGGUACGUUGAUUCAUAUUUAAAUUUUUCUGUCUUAAAUUUUAGUAUAUAACUACGGUUACAUUUCACCGUAGAUUAUAUAUAUAUAAUAUUUACGGUUUUAAUAUCACGUUAUCAAUUAUCAUAUAACUGAUAUCCGGUAUAUCAUUACCUUAAAAUCAUUACAGAAAUUUUUAUAAAUAAACAAUAUAUAUAUAUAAGAUACAAAUAACAUUAUACUUAAGUACAUAUGUUUACUGUAUAUACAAUUACAUCUUAGAAUACAUUAUAAUUUUACAUACAAUUAUACGUGUAAAUAAACAUAGAUAUUGAAAUUUCAGUAAUUUUUAUCUUGUUUAUAUCACAUAUUACGUACAUGUUUUAUUGUAAAUUGUUUUUGGAUAUUUACACAACAUAGUCACAUAUAAUCCUUAAUUUAUAUGUACAUAUAAGGUACAUAAAAACAAUCUUAGUCUAAAUUAUCUUCGAAGAAAUGAGCUGUCGAUUUAUCAUUAAAUUAUAAAUAGGGAAAGACGUCUUCCUUCACAAACACGUGAAGAAUAAAAAAACAUCUGUUGUUUUCCAAAAUGUAUUUACUUAAAAAUACAAUGAAAGUUCAAUUCUGAUGGAAUGGGCAGAAAUAUAGUCUGUGGUAUCGGUUACUGUUACGUUGAAAAUGAUGAUGCGAUGGUAUCCUGUACAAAAGUAGUUUGAACAAGACUUAUGAACACACAAACCAAAUUCUUAGCCUAAGAUUUCGUUUAAUCAUGUUUCAUUACCAAAAUUCAAUAAGAUUUUUAAAUUCACUUUUUUCUUCUUUUAAUGCUUACCUAACAAACGUAGGGAUGCAACUGUUUCUGGGCAUUCAGCUUGAUUGAUUGUAAGACCCGUUAGCACCAGUAAAUAGUUUUCAGAGUCACGUCAAGUACUGGAGCAGAGAAUGCCAUAAUUUCUGGCUCAAAGUACAGAACGCAAGUCCAUUUUCAUAUUUUUUGAACAUGUUGCAAACGGGGCUUCAUAUUGUAUUAAUAAAAUUAAAUGGACCUAUGCUUAUAGUGUAUGUAUUGUAUACUAUGAACGCUAAAGUACUCAUUUUUUGCUCAGGCACCUGUACUUUAAGAUAGUUCUUUGUCAACAUAAUCGUCAAGGUACUAUCUUGAAGUGAACACGUGUAAAUACAGCAGCAGAUUGUGUAUAAAACCGUAGAAUAACAGAGUUCUGGAGAUGGUAUGGCCUGUAAACAAUACAAUAAAUUGCUAUGUUGUACGUAUUGUUAUUUAUGUAUGCAUUCAAAUUUUAUUUCUUCCAUUGUAACAUCGAAUAAAUUAGGUUUAUCCUAUAAACAUGUGUACACAGACCAUUUCAUCUCCAAUGUAGCAGGAUUCAGUCCACGAAUAGCAGUUUUUUUUCGUUCUUUUAAUACUGCUAUUGCUGUCAUUUAUUUUCGGAAGUUAAACCCAUUACUACUUAUGAGAACGAAUCAUUUUCUCUGAUCUAACUGGCGUUUUAUUUAACUAUCUCAUUCGAAAAUAUUUGUACAUUAAAACGUGGGACAUCGUCUCGCAUUCAAAUUAUCGUUACCUUUAUUUAUUAUGCAGCUAUGGUACAAUGGUAUCGUAACCGCAAUGUCUCUUCACCCGUUUCUUGUCUACCAGUCUCCCGAAAUAAGUGGUGGCAUGGACCAUUCCAUUUGCAAAGAUCCACCGACUCUAGCACAAAGAGCAUCUAUAUUUUGACUGUUGGUAACCAGCUAAUAAUAUAACUCAUAUAUUAAAAAUUAUCUGACAUUUUUAAUAAAUCUAUGGGUAUGUCAUUAGUAAGACACUGAUCACCGUGUGCACAGGUGACUAUCAUAAUGAGAAUACUGUCACCCGUUCUGCGAUAGUCAACGAAUCAUUGCUCGAGUAGUCCAUGACGAAGUCAAAAUAAAACCACAGUACAUAAAAUAUGAAUAAAUUACGCUCAAAUGAGUGCAGUCGAAUAGGGAGAGUGUCGUUAAUUUUGUUGUAACUCUCAGGUUAACUUUUCCAUUACAAUUUUAACGAUUUUUGAAAUGCGCUACGUGGCUUCGUUACGUUUUAAAGUCAUUACGUAAAUACAAGAAACGUAUAUACUAAACAAAUGGAAUAUUUACUUUGAAGAAAUAAAAUAUUAUUCUGCAAUAUCUGUGCUUUGUAAAAUAAAAAUUCUCUCCCUACUCUAAAUACUCGAAGUCUAAAUUUUAACAACCUCUCCACAUUAUAUUACGUUACAUAAUAUUAUCGUUAAUAAUAAAAUGUUUCUUACUCCAUAACUUUAUACAUACUAUGUAUAAUUAUUAUGCAAUGUUAAAUUCACACAUUACUCAUCCACACUACUAGCGCGAGCGUUGUAUUAACCUUAAUUUCUAUUUUCGGAUCAAACAGGAGCACGAAGCAAAGAUUUUAAAUAUUAUUAAAAUCUUUUUCAUUUCUUUUUAAUAUACAACGAAUGUCGAGAGAUGUCCUUCCGGCUUUAUGUAUGCAUUUAUUUGCUAUUUUUGUUCCUUUAUGCGCUACUUGAUCCAUUUUAUUUAUCUUUUUUUUUACCGCUCGCGCUCCUGCAAAGUCAUUGCAAAUACACAUAUAUAUAGGUCGAAAAGGAAAAUCAAUCACGCGCACAAGGUGAGAGACAUUCGUCGAACUACAAACGUAAAUUUGAUUUCAAAUGUAAAAAAAUCAUCACCCACAAAUGUUCAUUUUACACUAUUUAAAUACAAUAGAGCUUUUUAUAUCUUAAAUAAGUUUCCGUUAUAAAACCGUCCCGAAGAAAGCCAGAUAACGGUAAAUAUACCAGUUAAUAGGUGGUUUGGAUAAAACAAUAAAUUCGUCUUGGGAUUACAUACGGUAUACUAAACGUACAACUGCGUCUGAAAAACUUAGAUAUUAAACAAAAUCAAUACCUACAAACUCCUCAGGACGAAUAUAUAGUUUUCACUCAAACUACCUAAUAGCAUUUGGUGAUGGCUAGACGACCAGAAUUGCGAAGAGCCAAGACAGUAGAACUGCGGCUGCCUCUAAUGUGUGUCAGCCCACCACAACUCCGGUGAGUUGGUAAUUUUUAUCGUACGUCGGGAGGCAAUAGGGUCUGGGCACGAUGGGUAUUCAACAUUGCUACCAACCACUCAAUAUGAGAGUAAGUUUGUUGAGAAGACUGCCGAAGAUCGACGACGGUCCCAUGUGCCUACCUCCUUUUUUACUUACAUACUUUUUUCCCUUUUAUCAUUAUGCGUCUUCCUCUUCAUCUUCUACUUCUCCUUCUACUUCACCUUCUGCAUCAUCUUCCUCUUCGUCCUCACCUUCUUCUAAAUCUUCUUCUCCUUCUGGUAUGUCAUCGUCUUCAUCAUCUUCUUCACCAUCUCCAUCAACUUCUUCCUCUUCCUCAACUUCCUCUUCUAUCUCUUCUUCUUCUACUUCCCCAUCACCAUUCUCUUCUUUCUUUUGUUUUUUUGUUUCAUCAUUUUUUUCCUAAAACAAAUUUAUUUAUUUAUCUGGCCUCUUCAUUCCUUUGAUCUCACACUUCGCGUCUCCGGAAGUCUUGUCGUUCUCAGUCACCUUCUCCACAGCGACCUCGUUGUUUUCCUUGCUGCUCAUGGUGGAUACGUACGUUGGGUAAGAUGCCUGCGUGUCCGCUUACAAACGAUGGAAAAGAUUAGAGCAAUGUGUACACGUAACAAAACUUCGUGUCCUCGCGCGGCGUCGGUUUCCGGCGAAAUGCCCGAGAGAGCAGCGUCGUCAGGCGAAAACCCAAGAGGCAGAGGGGGGAGAAAGAGGGGAAAGGAGGGUGAGACAGAGAGCAACCAGUCAGGAGUGGAGAGUGUCGUGUACUGACGACUGUGGCGCGAAUAGCGCAAAGCGGACUACUACCCGGUCUCAGCUCGCUUCUAGCAUAUCCAACCUGGCUUUGUUCAAAAAUGAAGAUGGCGCGGGUUUGAAACUCGAUAAAUGCCUGAUUGGUUGAAAUCAUAAUAUCCUUUU